ACAAAAUUUCACAUCACAGAACAUAACCCCACUUUCCAAGAUGUCUCAUGUUGAUCUGGGUUUUUUGGAAGAUUGUGACGACUGGCAGGUUGAGAGUCGCCUUUUUCCGAGCAAAGUAGGCGGAAAACCGGCCUGGUUGGAUCUGGAAAGUCUGCCGAAAGUCGACGAUUUAAAAUGCGGAAAAUGUGGAAAGGUUAUGUUGUUUUUGUGCCAGAUUUACGCCCCCAUUGAGGAUGACGACGACAAUUUUCACAGAACGUUGUUCGUUUUUGUUUGUAGAAAUGGUGGUUGUUGCGAGAGAAAUGAUUCGAGGAAUAUUGGAGUUUUGAGAUGUAGUUUACGAAGGCAGAAUAAGUUUUAUGAUUUUGACGCUCCGAAAGAGGAGCCUGAUUUGACUUUUGAUACAAGUAAAUGGGUGAAGUUGUGUAAUUUAUGUGGAAGCUUAGCGGAAAAACAUUGCAGUCAAUGUAAGAAAGUUGCAUACUGUGAACGGGAGCAUCAAGUCCUGGAUUGGAAAGAAGGGCACAAAACUGAAUGUAAUUUCGAUAAAAUUGACAGAAAAUCGUCAAUAUUAUUCCCACAGCACGAGAUUGUUAUAGAGCCUGAGGAUAUAACAGAAAACACAACAGACGAGAACAAAGAAAUAGAAGAAUUCAAAAAAUUACAAUCUGAAGGUAGAACAGGUACACUUAACGAAAUUCCUGAGUCAGAUUUAGACGCCCACGCCACCACAGACACUGACAAAGCAUUCUCGAAAUUCAAAAAGAAGAUAUCGGAAAAUCCAGACCAAAUAUUAAGGUAUCAACGCAAUGGUAAGCCAUUAUGGAUUGCCAGCGAACCUAUACCAGUAACGAUUCCUGAGUGUGAGUUAUGUGGAAGUGCAAGGCAAUUUGAGUUUCAGAUUAUGCCUCAAUUACUUACAAUGUUGAAGGAGGACGAGUUGGAUUGGGGGGUUAUAGCCAUUUAUACUUGUAAUAAAAGUUGUAUGAAAAAUGCUGGAUAUGUUAAAGAGUAUGUUUUUAAGCAGGAUGUGGCAUUAAAUAGUUUCUAGAAUAUGGUGUUUUUGUGCUUUG
Brassicogethes aeneus is the source of this 1073-nucleotide messenger RNA. NCBI's taxonomy places the organism in Eukaryota, Metazoa, Arthropoda, Insecta, Coleoptera, Nitidulidae. The record is from the annotation of a GenBank genome assembly.